This is a messenger RNA of Armigeres subalbatus, 3696 nucleotides long. Its product is annotated as cAMP-specific 3',5'-cyclic phosphodiesterase-like. Gene Ontology annotation, biological process: signal transduction. Gene Ontology annotation, molecular function: 3',5'-cyclic-AMP phosphodiesterase activity. Gene Ontology annotation, cellular component: perinuclear region of cytoplasm; nucleus; cytosol. Bases 706 to 3567 code for a protein of 953 amino acids. The record is from RefSeq and is a predicted model, not a curated record. Lineage: Eukaryota; Metazoa; Arthropoda; Insecta; Diptera; Culicidae. The transcript is spliced from 11 exons.
AAAUCUAAUCCAAAUCAAAUCCAAAUCCAAUCCAAAUCCAAUCCAAACCCAAUUCAAAUCCAAUCCAAAUCCAAUCCAAAUCCAAUUCAAAUCCAAUCCAAAUCCAAUCCAAAUCCAAUCCAAACCCAAUCCAAAUCCAACCCAAAUCCAAUCCAAAUCCAAUCCAAAUCCAGUCCAAAUCCAAUCCAAAUCCAAUCCAAAUUUAAUCCAAAUACAAUUAAAAUGCAAUCCAAAUUCAAUCCAUGUUCAUGUAUAGAUUUUUGCCAAUAACAUUUUGCUAUUUGGAUUUGUUUCAUUGUACAACAUUAUUUUUAAUAUUAGCUAAAUUUUUGAGACGGUGCACAACACUGUUCUAUUUACAAAAAAAUGAAAGCUAUUAGGAACACCAUUUCAUUGAGACGCAUUAUCUGUUUUCAAAUGAAUAGGUACUCCAAUCGGAGACAAUACUGAGUAGGUAUUACGAAGUUUAGGUUUAGUUUAUCGAUUGAAUGUAUCCAAUGACAAAAUAAACUAAAUUAUAAAAGACCUUUCCGAACGUUGUUGCUACUUGACCUAUGAAUCGCCAGUUAGAAUGACCAAAUCUCAUUUCUGUGAGAGGGUAUUUUAUAACCCUUUUAUGUAUGUAACGCUAAUAUAUAGACCUUUUCUCAUCCCCGAUGGCGGCAUUGUCAAUAAAAAAAAUGUGCCAAUGUUGCCCGGGAAACGAUGUCUGUUGAUAUUAAAUUUUUAGUUCAAAAACUAAAAUCACUGUUUAUUCUGAACAUCCGAAUAGAUCAAUUUCAUCCUGCAAUUCAUUGUACCGAAUUGAUCAAAUUAUCAAAAAUCAAUGAGCCCAUCGCGACCUCGCGUGAUGAAGUUUACAAAAGUGUAAAAAAGCCAUACAGCGAAGAGCAACUUACAAGCCGAGCCAGUGAACUUGAGCAGAAGGAAAACUUUUACCCCGCUAUCAUCGUGCGCUAUUAUCGCAAAUCGAAGGCCAUGGAAGAAGAAGACGAUAAAGUGUGCCCCUUGGAAGGCUUCGUCCAGCAACAACAGCAGCAAAUGCGAUCGACAUAUCAGCAUCAACAGCUACAAACACAACAAAAACAGCAGCAGCAGCAUGUAAUGGUUAUUCAACAGCCAGAUUCGGCUGGAGCUACCGAACUCGUAGGUGAUUAUGGACCGAAAACCGACCGAUUGAUGGAAAAUGUUCGACUCCAUGGGAAAUUCGCAGCAACAAGUGUGAAUACAAACGCAAGCGUACAAUCAUUUCAAUCUAUACUAACUUCGUCAUCUGCCUCGACGGCAGCGGCGACCUCGAAGAAAACCAAGUUCCACAGUUUUCUGCAGAGCAGCAGCAGCGCAGCAACGACGCAACAAAGUUUCUCUAGCCUUGGAGCGACUUCAUCCAGUUUCCAGCAGGCCCUGGCCUCCCCAUCUUUGAAAUCUCCUCACACAUUUUCCGGAUUGGCCGCUUUGACGUCACCCUCUUCGUCUAUUCCAUCGUCUCCGCAGCUAGCCAUUUCCGCCGGAUUUGAGAACAUGUUCGGCGAAAUGGAAGCAAGCAACGAGCUGAAGCUCAAAAAGAGCCUGCAACUGAACCGCAAAAUUUCAAUCCUCAGUCCAGCCCAUUUGAGCAUUCGCAGUGAGCAAACAACCAAAGAGGAACGAACCUCCUGUUACAUAAACGCUGAAACAUUGGAUUUUGACGUCGAAAAUGGCCAAGGUUCACGAUCGCCGCUGGAAGGUGGAUCACCGGCAGCCGCCGCUGCCGCCGGAUUGGUACUGCAGAAUCUACCUCAGCGAAGAGAAUCCUUUCUGUAUCGGUCCGAUUCGGAUUUCGAGAUGUCGCCGAAGUCGAUGUCGAGAAACUCCAGCAUCGCCAGUGAAAGAACUGAUAAAUUUUCUAGACUCAAAGAAGUGGAAGCACCCACGAUUACCAGCACGGAACGAACGCAUGUGGAAGAUCUGAUCGUUACACCAUUUGCGCAAAUUCUCGCCAGCCUACGUUCGGUGCGAUCGAACUUUUUCAACUUGACAAAUGUUUCACCGCCCAAAUCAAAACGAAAUAACGUGCAAGUGACACCGGCUCCAAAAGCACUGACCCCCGGAGACGAUUCGUAUGUGAAGCUGGCUUUGGAUACGAUCGACGAGUUGGACUGGUGUCUCGACCAGCUGGAAACGGUACAAACGCAUCGCAGCGUGUCUGACAUGGCGUCCUUGAAGUUCAAGAGGAUGCUCAACAAAGAACUAUCACACCUUAGCGAAUCUAGUAAAUCUGGCAACCAGAUAUCUGAAUAUAUUUGUUCGACUUUCUUAGAUAAACAACAGGAACUGGAUAUCCCCUACAGCAGAGAUGAUUCGGAUUCUCACAACCCGAGCACGCUUUCCCGUAGCCGAUCGCCCCGGAUGGGCGAACGAAUGUCGCAAAUUUCCGGCUUCAAGCGACCGCUGCAGCAUACCAAUUCUUUCACCAGUGAUCGAUUGCCACUGUACGGGGUCGAUACGCCGCACGAGCAUCAGUUGGGGCCGGUUCUCAACCAGAUCGACACCUGGGGCAUCGACAUCUUCAGAAUCGAAACCUUAAGCAACAAUCGACCGCUGACCUGUGUAGCUUUUGCUAUCUUUCAGGAACGGGACAUACUGAACACUCUUAUGAUACCAUCCAAAGUUUUUCUAGCGUUUAUGACAACCUUAGAAGAUCAUUAUGUUAAGGAUAAUCCAUUUCACAACUCACUGCACGCAGCGGAUGUGGCGCAGAGCACCCAUGUUCUGCUGAACACACCGGCCCUAGAGAAUGUAUUUACUCCGCUAGAGACCUGCGCAGCACUAUUUGCCGCCUGUAUACAUGAUGUUGAUCAUCCUGGGUUAACUAAUCAGUUUUUAAUUAAUUCAAGUUCAGAGCUAGCAAUUAUGUACAAUGACGAGUCCGUACUAGAAAAUCAUCAUUUAGCAGUUGCAUUUAAACUCUUGCAAAAUGAAGACUGCGAUAUACUACGCAAUAUACAGAAGAAACAACGUCAAACUUUUCGGAAGAUGGUAAUCGAUAUGGUGCUUUCAACGGAUAUGUCGAAACAUAUGACACUGCUGGCUGAUCUGAAAACUAUGGUGGAGACUAAGAAAGUCGCCGGUUCUGGAGUCUUGUUAUUAGAUAAUUAUACUGAUAGAAUACAGGUUUUAGAAAACUUGGUACACUGCGCUGAUCUCAGCAAUCCCACCAAACCGCUACCAAUGUACAAACGAUGGGUUGCCAGGCUGAUGGAGGAGUUCUUCCUGCAGGGGGACAAGGAGCGAGCCGCCGGCAUGGACAUUAGCCCGAUGUGCGAUCGGCACAACGCGACAAUCGAAAAAUCGCAGGUCGGCUUCAUCGACUACAUCGUGCAUCCGCUGUGGGAGACGUGGGCGGACCUGGUGCAUCCCGAUGCCCAGGACAUUCUCGACAUGCUGGAGGAGAAUCGUGAUUACUACCAGAGCUUAAUACCACCUUCGCCGCCGGCGCUCGACGAGGCGGACGAUAAGAUUCGUUUCCAGGUAAGUGUAUUGUGGCCGCACGCCGAGAGGCGCAAUGAAGCCCCUAUUCUUUGUUAGUGCAAUUGUUUUACCAAUAAUACAAUUGUUCAAUCAUUACUAAUUGCCUAUAUUCCGGGGAUUAAUCUACCCGACUUGGACAUUAAUUUACAAUGUUCUUAAAACUCGCGUGUCCUAUGAAAGGCUGAA